AUGCUCGGCAGCUGGUCGAGACGUGUCAAGACGUGUCGUGCCGUAGAAUGGCACGUUGGGCAUUGGCUUUGCUCCCCUGCCCCGUCGCUGCCAACCCUGUGCCCCAUCGCCGCCCGCGCUCAGGCCAUUAUGGAUGAGCCCUGGGAGGCUCCCGCGCGCCAAGGCAGACUAGGAGACAAGGGGAACCACUUCACACCGGACCCUACGUCAGACGUGCAUGUCCGCACCUUUAGGGGAACAACAUACUACACGAACGUCUACGCCUUUGUCAACCAACUCAAAGCCUUAGUUCCACUGAAGUCUGAGGAGGUGGUUCGCGCCAACCUACCGUCAUGCCUAAGGGAAGCGGCAGCCCGUUGGUAUAGCGCGGAGCUAUCAGAGGAAGAGAGGCAGGACUUAAGUGUCGGAGUGGGCGCAGAAUAUGCUGCGGGACGCCCAAGCAGCGGAAAUAACGGGUACUACAACAGUGCUCCGUUUAAUAUGGACGCGCAUUUAGCCAGCCCUACAACGUGA
Penicillium samsonianum is the source of this 513-nucleotide messenger RNA. RefSeq lists its product as uncharacterized. Lineage: Eukaryota; Fungi; Ascomycota; Eurotiomycetes; Eurotiales; Aspergillaceae. Bases 1 to 513 code for a protein of 170 amino acids. The transcript has 5 exons. The record is from RefSeq and is a predicted model, not a curated record.